This is a messenger RNA of Eubalaena glacialis (North Atlantic right whale), 1623 nucleotides long. Its product is annotated as flavin-containing monooxygenase 5. The transcript is spliced from 8 exons. NCBI's taxonomy places the organism in Eukaryota, Metazoa, Chordata, Mammalia, Artiodactyla, Balaenidae. The coding region runs from base 22 to 1623 and encodes 533 amino acids. Gene Ontology annotation, molecular function: N,N-dimethylaniline monooxygenase activity; NADP binding; flavin adenine dinucleotide binding. The record is from RefSeq and is a predicted model, not a curated record.
CGGUGAAGAUCUCUGGAGACCAUGACCAAGAAAAGAAUUGCUGUGAUUGGGGGAGGAGUGAGUGGGCUCACGUCUAUCAAGUGCUGCCUGGAAGAAGGCUUGGAGCCCGUCUGCUUUGAAGGGACUGAUGACAUCGGAGGGCUGUGGAGGUUUCAGGAAGAACCUGAAGAAGGAAGGGCCAGUAUUUACAAGUCAGUGAUCAUCAAUACUUCUAAGGAGAUGAUGUGCUUCAGUGACUAUCCCAUCCCAGAUCACUAUCCUAACUUCAUGCACAACUCCCAGGUCCUGGAGUAUUUCAGGAUGUAUGCCAAAGAAUUUGACCUUCUAAAGUACAUUCGAUUUAAGACCACCGUGUGCUGUGUGAAGAAGCAGCCUGAUUUCUCCACUUCAGGCCAAUGGGAGGUGGUCACGGAAUCUGAAGGGAAAAAGGAGGUGAAUGUCUUCGAUGGAGUUAUGGUUUGCACUGGCCAUCACACCAAUGCUCACUUACCCUUGGAAAGCUUCCCUGGAAUUGAGAAGUUCAAAGGACAGUACUUCCAUAGUCGAGAUUAUAAGAAUCCAGAGAGUUUCACUGGAAAGAGAGUCAUUAUAAUUGGCCUUGGGAAUUCUGGAAGCGAUCUGGCUGUGGAAAUUAGCCACACAGCCAAGCAGGUUUUCCUCAGCACCAGAAGAGGGGCUUGGAUCUUCAAUCGUGUCGGAGACUAUGGAUAUCCUUUUGAUGUGUUGUUGACUUCCCGAUUUCAAUAUUUUAUGAGGAAGAUUUGUGGUCAGUCAUUAGCAAAUACAUUUUUGGAAAAAAAGAUGAACCAAAGGUUUGAUCAUGAAAUGUUUGGCCUGAAGCCUAAACACAGAGCUCUGAGUCAGCAACCAACCAUAAAUGAUGAUCUGCCAAACUGUAUCAUUUCUGGCUUGGUGAAGGUGAAAACAAAUGUGAAGGAAUUCACAGAGACAGCGGCCAUAUUUGAGGAUGGCUCCAGGGAGGAUGACAUUGAUGCUGUUAUCUUUGCUACAGGCUAUAGCUUUGCCUUUCCUUUUGUUGAAGAUUGUGUCAAAGUAGUCAAAAACAAGAUAUCUCUGUAUAAAAAGGUCUUCCCUCCUAACCUAGAAAAGCCAACUCUUGCAAUCAUAGGCUUGAUCCAGCCCUUGGGUGCCAUUAUGCCCAUUUCAGAGCUCCAAGGACGCUGGGUCACUCAAGUAUUUAAAGGGUUAAAGACAUUGCCUUCACAAAAUGAAAUGAUAAAAGAAAUAGCUAAGGUUCAAAAGGAUAUGGCCAAAAGGUAUGUGGACAGCCAACGCCAUACCAUUCAGGGAGACUAUAUAGAUACCAUGGAUGAGCUUGCUGAUCUGGUGGGCGUCAGGCCCAAUCUGCUGUCCCUGGCCUUCACUGACCCCAAAUUGGCAUUACGGUUAUUUUGGGGACCCUGUACUCCAAUCCAGUAUCGGCUACAGGGCCCUGGAAAGUGGGAUGGAGCUCGAAAAGCUAUCCUCACCACAGAAGAUCGUAUCAGGAAGCCGCUAAUGACAAGAGUAAUUGAAAGCAAUAAUUCCACAACUUCAACAAUAACAAUGGCCAGGUUUAUGCUGGCUGUGGCUUUCUUUGCUAUAAUUAUGACCUAUUUUUAG